Molecule: messenger RNA, 1615 nt
Organism: Daktulosphaira vitifoliae (grape phylloxera)
Lineage: Eukaryota; Metazoa; Arthropoda; Insecta; Hemiptera; Phylloxeridae
Product: zinc finger protein 664-like
Exons: 3
Coding region: 157-1560 (467 amino acids)
Biological process (GO): regulation of transcription by RNA polymerase II
Cellular component (GO): nucleus
Molecular function (GO): DNA-binding transcription factor activity, RNA polymerase II-specific; zinc ion binding; RNA polymerase II transcription regulatory region sequence-specific DNA binding
Source: RefSeq, a predicted model, not a curated record
CAUAGUAUUCUUAAUACGUAUUAUACACAACACACACAUUCGCCUUAUAGGCGAUUAUAGUUCUUGAUAUUAUAAAUGUUUAAUUCUGUUGUCCAUUAGUCAUUUCUUGUUUGUAAAAUUAUAGUAUGUAAUAUUUCUUAUAAAUCUCUAACUGCAAUGCAGUGUUCUCCCGAUAGUAUCAUCGAGUUGUCCAAAGUAUGCCGGUUAUGUUUGUCUGUUGUUGACUGGCCGAUAAGUGUAUUUGAUGAGUUAGCUGCCAAAAUAUCCCAAUGCCUCCAAAUUAAUAUAUCUCGUACAGACUCGUUGCCUAAACAAGUGUGUGUUAAAUGUAAAGACACAAUUAAUGAAUUUCACUCUUAUUACAAUAAUACCUUAGAAUGUCAAAAACAACUUGUUCGGUACAUGAAUGACUCGGUACUAGAUGCUGAAAACACUAACAACAUAGUUACUAGUGACUUUGAACCAGUGGUAACUAUUGAUUAUGAUAAUAUAGAAUAUAAAUCAGAGUUUAAUGAAUCAGAUCAUUGGCUUGAUGAAAACCAAUCUGAAAUAGAAUUAAAAUCUAUUAAACUUGAUAAGACAACUUUAGAUGGAAAUGAUAAAAAACCAGGUAAAAUUAAGACUUCUCUUAAGUCAAGGAAUAAAAUGUUUAAUUGUACUAAAUGUGAAGAGUCAUUUGAUACAAAGAAUGCUCUCAAACUACACAAAAAUGAUGUUCACCCACAUUCUGAAUACAAAUGUAAUUUUUGUGAUAAAAUAUUUGAUACUAUGUGUGCUCGACAAAAACAUAAAAAAGAAGAACAUCCUAGCAUUACUUAUUUUUGUGAUACAUGUGAAUAUAGAACUCCUUACAAAAGUCGAAUGCAAUAUCAUGAAAACCGGCACAAAAAAGUUUACAGCGUUUUUUGCGAUGCAUGUCAAGCAGGCUUUUUCAAUAAAGAUGAACUAGCUACACAUGAAAUUAAAAAUCAUGGUGCUGAACCUUACCAAUGUGAUAGAUGCAGUAAAUUAUGCACAUCCAAAACUAACUUGUAUAGUCAUAUGAAAGUUCAUACAACAUCUGCUGAAUCUGUCAGCUAUCAAUGUGAAACUUGUGGUAAAGCAUUUAGACGUAUAGGGAGUUAUAGAAGGCAUAUCCAAUCACACUUAGGCCUUAAAUAUGAAUGCUCUUACUGUAGUAAGCUAUUGAGUUCAGCACAUCAUUUAAAAUUGCAUAUUCGUAUUCACACUGGUGAAAAAAAUCAUGUAUGUGAAAUGUGUGGCAAAGCAUUUACCGUUAGCAAAUACUUAGUUGAACAUAAAAGAAUACACACAGGUGAACGUCCUUUUAAAUGUGAAUUAUGUUCUAAAGGUUUUACACAAAAGACAUCUUUAAGAAUACAUACCAGAUGGCAUACUGGUGAUCGCCCUUACAAAUGUGAUGUGUGUGAUGACCGAUUUGUUAUCAAUACAUUCUUACAAAGACAUAUUAAAAAACAUCAUCCUAACUUAAUUCAAACAGUUCAAAAUUCUAAUAUUCUUCAACAAAAUAUACUAAAUAACCCAACCUGUUUAUUAUAGUGUUUCAUUAAAAUUUUUUAUAAUUUUAUCAAAUAAUAAUUUUAUAUUCAUCUAA